GAAAAAAGAGUUGAAACGUAGAACAAACGAUUGACCCAGGAAGUUACACUCGCUUCCAAAUGGUCUUUGGUGGUAGUCAUCAUGCUUGCCAAACCUCCUAGAAUUUGCUUUCUGCUUUUAUUUUCUUCUCAAAUUGGAAAAUAGAGAAGUAAAGACCUUCUGAUCUAGCCAUCAUAAAUUAUGAUUACAUGAAAUUCCCUUUUCUUACAAACAGAGCAAAAGAGGGCAAGAACACACAAAAAUCCCAAACAGCUUUUGAGACGUGAGUAUUUCAUGUGAAUUUUCACUUAAUCAUGCUAUUUAAAGCUACCAAUAUAUUUGCAGUAUCGAUAAUGCUGGGGUUUUUUCUAGUAGUUCUCUUAAUUUCUGGCUUUUCUGAAUUGCUCCCGGGUUCUUCUUCAAACCCAACAACCAAAGAUUCCACCUUUUCUAAUUCUCUUUCGAAAUCUAAGCCAGAGCCAUUUUCGGACUUGUUUACUGCUUACAGAAGAUGGGAUUCUCAGGUGGGUUGUACCCAAUUUAGAGAGAAACAUAAAGAUGGGUUGAAAUUUGGGAAUUUUUCUUCAUCGACGUCUUCUUUGCAAGAUGUGGAUGGUGUGCUGCAAUGUAGUGAGUUGAAGAUGGAUCAUGUUAGUGUUUUGGUUAAAGGGUGGACUUGGAUUCCUGAUAAUUUAGAUAAUUUGUACUCUUGCCGCUGUGGGUUGAGCUGUUUGUGGACUAAAUCAUCAGUUCUUGCCGAUAAGCCUGAUGCAUUGUUGUUUGAGACUGUUAGUCCUCCCCGUCAGAGGCGCAAUGGUGAACCACUUCGUGUAUAUAUGGACCUGGAAGCUGGUAGAAAAAGAUCAGGAUCUGAAGAUCUUUUCGUUAGUUAUCAUGCUAAAGAUGAUGUUCAGUCAACUUAUGCUGGUGCACUUUUUCACAACAAUCGAAAUUAUCGGUUGUCUCGGGAAAAGACUACUGAUGCUUUGGUUUAUUGGUCUUCAUCACGUUGUCUUCCUGAAAGAAAUGAGCUUGCUAAACGCAUACUUGGAUUGUUGCCCACUCAUUCAUUUGGCAAGUGCUUGAACAAUGUUGGUGGUUUAGACGAGGCACUAACCCUCUAUCCAGACUGCAGUAAGGAUGCGUCUGAAUCGCCUAAAUGGUGGGAUCAUUUGCAUUGUGCGAUGUCUCACUACAAAUUUGUUCUGGCAAUAGAAAACACCAAGACAGAGAGCUAUGUUACAGAAAAAUUGUUUUACGCUUUAGAUGCUGGGGCAGUUCCUAUCUACUUUGGUGCCCCGAAUGUGUGGGACUUCGUGCCUCCACAUUCUAUCAUAGAUGGGUCGAAAUUUAGUUCACUCGAAGAAUUGGCUUCUUAUGUGAAGGCUCUCGCUAAUGAUCCUGUUGCAUAUGCGGAAUAUCAUGCCUGGAGGAGAUGUGGUUUAUUAGGUAACUACAGGAAAACUCGUGCAGCGAGCCUAGACACGUUACCUUGCAGACUUUGUGAAGCUGUGAGCCGGAAAAAUGGUAGAGACUCGAGGUCCUUAUAGAGCUUUCUUAAUUUUAUCAAGUGUGGCAACCCCCUAUGUGGUGUGGGGUUUUUGUAGAGAUAGACUAUAUAGAGAUGAUUUAGGAGGUGAUAUAUAGAGAUAGACUAUAACUGAGUAUUUUUGUAGUCAGCAUACUGGACAAAUUGAUAGGGAUUGCAUUUUACAAAUUUUGGUCUUAUCACAUUAUUCUACUGAAUCCAUUCUGAUUUUGUGCAAUGUGAAUCUAAUAUGUUAUCUUCUCCAGC
Oldenlandia corymbosa var. corymbosa is the source of this 1774-nucleotide messenger RNA. The record is from the annotation of a GenBank genome assembly. NCBI's taxonomy places the organism in Eukaryota, Viridiplantae, Streptophyta, Magnoliopsida, Gentianales, Rubiaceae.